This is a messenger RNA of Teleopsis dalmanni, 3188 nucleotides long. RefSeq names its product caprin homolog. Gene Ontology annotation, cellular component: cytoplasm. Lineage: Eukaryota; Metazoa; Arthropoda; Insecta; Diptera; Diopsidae. The record is from RefSeq and is a predicted model, not a curated record. Bases 144 to 3164 code for a protein of 1006 amino acids. The transcript is spliced from 4 exons. Gene Ontology annotation, molecular function: RNA binding.
AAAGAGAUUGAAUGAUAACUAGACAUCAUUUUCAUUCGUUUCAUAUUUUUCUCAGUGCGUGCUGCGAGACUUUGUGCACUAAUAUUUAAUAUAAGAAAUAAUAAUAAUCAUCUAAUUAAUAUUAGCAUAAAUUUAUAGAAAAUAUGCCUUCGGCUGCCGGAAAGUCAUCGAGCGGUUCUAUAACCGCUACUGAGAAAAGUUCAGACCCGUCGAUUAGCAGCAAUGCUGAAAGCAGCACCAGCAUUACAAAGGAAAAAAGCGUUGCUAUUACUGGAGUUGGCGUAUCAGGAUCUAAUACAAGCAUUGACAUCAAUAAUCCAAUAAAGCAGUCUAUUACUACCAUUGAACAUAAAAUACGUAAUUUGGAAAAACGCAAGACAAAGUUGGAAUCUUACCGUGCAAUACAAGCCACAGGAAAGGAGUUGAGCUCCGAUCAAAGAGCUGCGGUGGCAAAGUAUGACGGUGUGAUCGCUUCUUUGGAAUUAUGUCGAGAUCUUGCUAAACAAAUGCAGCAGUUCAUAAAGGAUGGUGAAAAGGAGCAGAAAAAGCAAGCACGCAAGGAUAUAGUAAUAAAGGCGCAAGCCGAAACGGCCAAAAUUCGUGAAGUGCUUAUUAUACAAAAUAUCCUAACUUGUUUUUCUGACGAAACCAUUCGUGCUGACUUCCUUAAUGGUGACAACGAUGCGAUUAAGUUGGAAGCAAGUGAUUUUGAAGCAUUGGAUAAAUUUUAUGUUGAUGUUCAAAUACGUCGUCCUGAAACAGUUGAUGAUGCUUUAUACGCUGCUUCUGCACAAAAAGCUGCUGAAAUCUUCUCCAUGACAAUUGAUAAUCGCCCAAAACAGUACGGAGAGACAACAUUUGAAAAUUUGCAUAAGAUUUUCAAUCAAAUUCAGGACUGUGGGUAUUUGGAUAAGAUUUACUUGCAUGGUCCGGAACCAGUUUCGGAUGAAGCAGUUGGAAAUUUGAUUGAAGAUACUGUAGCUGUAGAAGAAUCAUUGGAAGAAGGUGUAGAGAAAAUGAAUUUGUCGGAUGGUGAUAAUGGAAAUGCUGAGCUACAAUCUGUCUCAGUUUCGAGCAGUGACAGUUGUGGUUUAUUGCAAAAUCCCCUUCCCACGUUGGAGUUCACACAGCAGAAAAAUAUUGUAAAAGAAGUUGAGGGUCAGUCACAACAGUUAAAUACCCAAACUUCCACACAAACUCCAACUGGCAUGCAGGCUCCAGCGCAGGUUGCAGUUGUAACUGGGCAAAAUUUCCAACCAGGACCACCUUCCGGUACAGCAACUCCUGUCCAUUUAAAUAUGUAUCCUCAGCAAAUGCAAAUACAAGCUCCUACUCAGUUACAGCAGGUACAGCCAGGUGGUAUCAUUAAUGUGCCGCAAGUUCCACCACCACCUCAGAUAGUUGGAGGCCCACCCACGCAGCAGCGUCAACUAGCUGGUAGUCCAGUAGGAGCCCAACUAUCUCAAGGUGCAGCAAUGGCAUUGCACGGAGCCCCACAACCAGGCCAUUAUCCACCAACAACGGUACGUGCUGUCGAGCAGGGCUUUUUUAAGCAGCAAUAUUUGCAGAACAUACGUCCGUUAGCAGAAGUAAUUGGUGGUGGUAAUUUCUACUUCCUGCAGGACAGUGAGUUGGAUUCGCCGGAAAUUGGUACUGUAACAGGUAGCGGUGUACCAGUAAACAAUGUUGUCUAUGAUCAACAACAGCAACAAACUAUUCAGCUGCAGCAACAACAACAACCAGCACCUGUUAAUAUUAUGAAUCCGCAUACUGAAAUUCAUACGCCUACUGAAUUGCAUAAAGUUCAAGAAUCGCACUCGCAACAACAGUUAAUAGUAAAUAACAUGCAAACACAACAACAACCCCCCACACAACCGAUUCCAACACAAACGUUCACUAAUCAGUCAUUCCCGCCCAUUCAACAUGUACAAACACCAACAAUCAAUAAUAACAAUACCCCAACUCUAAGCAGCACCACACCAAGCCCAAUGUUUCAGCAAAAACCACAAUUAUUUUCCCCUGUUAGCACAUUGCAGCAACAACAACAACAACUUUUGCAUCAACAGGAUGUAAUAAAUGUGGGUAAUAACGCGCAGCAGCAAAUAUUGCUUAAUGACCCACAACAACAACCAAUGAUGAUUAUGGCACGAUUAGCUGCGCCUCAAGCAAGAAUACCACCUCAGCAGGCACCACCUCAAACUUUAGGUAUGCAACCAGGUGAUGUUACUACUCCUAGUGUCGGAUUUUCUUUUGAUAAUCCAGUCGUUUCAUCUCUCUCCUAUGAACAACAAGUUCAACAACUGGCAGCAACAGGAGCUUUGAAACCGAAUCCAACAGAAGAAACUAAAGGCACAGAGGAAACUCAUAACUUCAGUUCCGAUUCAGUUAAAGAAUGGGAAGCUUCGCUUACUUCAACACGUCCAGUAACAAAUAGUUCAUCGUUAGCUCAAACAAAUGCUACUGCUACUGCCGCUCUUACAAAUGUUUUGAAACCAGGGGGCUUAGAUGGUAAGUGGAGUACUGAAGUAAGUAGUGUAGUAGCACCGCAGCCAUCAAAUAUAGUACCACGUAAGAAUGAAUGGGCCAGUGGUGGCAACAACAACAACAACAACAAUAAUAAUAAUAAUGGCGGCGGUGCCAACAGUUAUGGUGAAGCAUCUACAUCAUCCGACAAUUCGCAUGAAACUAACCAUUGGAACUCGAAUCAACCAGAUGGCGGCUAUGGUGGACGCGGUGGUGGUCGAGGCCCUUAUCAACGUCGUGGCGACGAUCGACGUGAUCGUGAUGACCGCCGUGAUGAUCGUGGACGAACAGGAGGAAGCGGUGGAUAUCGUGGUCGACCUAACAAUUACUCAUCACAGCAAAACGGUAACCGUGGUAAUGGCAGUAGUGGUAUGUACUUCAGAAAUAAUGAGAGUUCCUCAACCGGUACAUAUUACCAAAAUGGUGGUGGGAACAUUUACGGUAAAGACAACACCCGUUAUGAGGGCUCCAACAACUACCGCAACACUCGUAACGGCUCUAAUGUUCGUGGCAAUGGACCACCGCGUGCAAUGGGACGCAACAAUAAUGGUAGUAACAAUGGUGGUUCCUCCAAUGCAUCUUAUAUGAAUCCCCGACAAUCCAAUAGGAUGCCCAUGGGUGGUGGCUUAGACAAAAACUAAAACAAGCAGCAUUUUAUUUGUUUU